CUCAACGUUACGCUGUGUGACUUUUAGGAGAUCACUUUCCCUCUCUCUACAGUGACUGUGGACUGUACCUGUGCUGCACAGAAUCAACUUAAUAUCAACAAGCAAGGAGGACAAAAAUGUCAUGCUUCAUCAUGUGGCUCGCUGUGCUGGUGGUGUUGGUCCUCAUCCUCAUGUACAGAUGGUACAGGCAGAGUCAGAUAUUGGAGAAUCUCACAGAUAAAUAUGUUUUCAUCACCGGAUGUGACUCUGGAUUUGGGAACAUGUUGGCAAAGCAGCUGGACAGACGUGGAAUGAGGGUUCUGGCUGCUUGUUUCUCUGAGAAAGGAGCUGGGACCCUGAAGAAGGAAACCUCCAGCAGGCUGCAGACUGUAAUACUUGAUGUUACUGACAGCACAAGUGUGAGCUCUGCUGCCAAGUGGGUAUCCAAUACUGUUGGAAAUAAAGGGCUCUGGGGCGUGGUGAAUAAUGCUGGUUAUAGUUUGGGUGUUGCCCCUAAUGAGUGGCAAAAAAUUGAAGAUUAUGCCAAGGUGCUGAAUGUGAAUUUGCUCGGUAUGAUCAACGUGACAGUGCACCUGCUGCAUCUUGUCCGAAAGGCCCAGGGGCGCAUUGUUAAUGUAUCCAGUGGUGUGGGAAGACUGUCUACAUUUGGAGGAGGAUACUGUCCAUCUAAGUUUGGUGUGGAAGCCUUCUCAGACAGCCUAAGAAGGGAAAUGAGAGACUUUGGGGUAAAAGUUUCCAUCAUAGAACCAGGAGCAUUUCAAACCACGAUUAUAGCAAGUGACAUGCAUGUAAAUUUCUUAAGGCGUCUGUGGGAAAAUCUCCCUACAGCAGUGAAGGAGAGCUAUGGCCACCGCUACUAUGAAAAAUGUGUUAAAGGAUUAGAAAGUCUAGAGAGAACAGCCAGCCCAAGAAUUCAUAUGGUACCCGACUGCAUGGAACAUGCUGUGACUGCUGUCUACCCCUGGACGAGAUACUCUCCUGGUUGGGACUGCAAGUUCUACUUCAUCCCUCUGUCCUACCUCCCUACUGUCAUAUCUGAUUAUGUGCUGUGUCGCUCAGCACCCAAACCAGCUUGUAUGUAGUCGUCAAUCAAACAGUACAGCACUACAAUAUGAUCUUCUAUAGCUAAACAACAUUUGCAUCACCGACAAAAGAGUAAUUCAUUUAUAAAAGAAUCUGUCCAACAAUAGGUUUGGAAAGAGGUUAUCUUUACUGUAUGUGGUCCACUCUGAUUUGUAACUACUGCAAAAUAACAAAGGUACAAUAAAUGUUCAUAAAAGAAAAACAGAUAAACAAAUGGCAAUAAUAUUAAAUGCAAAACAUACUUGUAUCAAAUCAGCAGGACAAGUGAAAGUCACAACACAGUGUUGCAGGAUACCAAGAUUACAAAUGCAGAAAUACAAGCAAAAAUAAAAGAAUUAAAUUGAUUGACUUAAUUUAAAAAAAUAAGUUUGUAACUACUAAACAAUUCUCUGGAUACACACAUGAGGUAAUAUUUACUAAGAUUUGUAUUUGUAGGGAUUUGGUGGGAGAUUGAACUCGAAUGACAUCGAUUGUGUGAAUUUGCAACUUUUUGAAUAAAGUGCAUGUAAUUUACUAA
Messenger RNA from Pseudophryne corroboree (corroboree frog), 1600 nucleotides. RefSeq names its product retinol dehydrogenase 7-like. Gene Ontology annotation, cellular component: intracellular membrane-bounded organelle. Gene Ontology annotation, molecular function: all-trans-retinol dehydrogenase (NAD+) activity. Bases 117 to 1082 code for a protein of 321 amino acids. The record is from RefSeq and is a predicted model, not a curated record. Gene Ontology annotation, biological process: steroid metabolic process; retinol metabolic process. The transcript is spliced from 5 exons. Lineage: Eukaryota; Metazoa; Chordata; Amphibia; Anura; Myobatrachidae.